This is a messenger RNA of Perkinsus marinus ATCC 50983, 634 nucleotides long. RefSeq lists its product as hypothetical. The transcript is spliced from 4 exons. Lineage: Eukaryota; Perkinsozoa; Perkinsida; Perkinsidae. The annotation marks the transcript as partial. The record is from RefSeq and is a predicted model, not a curated record.
AUGCUGACCACCCCCGAUGGUCGUGAGGCCCCAACACGCUCUCCAAGUGUAUGGAUCCCCGACAGUGCGUUAUGGACAGGGAAGGACGCUCCUAAGCAUGCCCCUAGGGGUGUCGGUCACACUCGAAUUGACGAGAAAGUCGGUGUGCCCAUAGCCGUUCGACUCCUAAGGUCCAGUGUCCGCCUCCAUGCACGCGGCAGUGAGCAGGACAUGGUUGGCAUCCUCGAGGUUGUCACUCGUCUCUUCGACCACUGGCCCGAGCUUGACGUGAUUGGCUCAGUAGAACUAGCCUCUCGUCAGCUUGUACCAGAACUCGUCAAGGCGGGAGGCAUCUCCACAGCCAUCCAGAGGAAGGUUCAAAAGAUAUUCUCCACGUUACUCGACCGGGCCGCCUUGGAUCAACCGCUAAAUCACAAGGCGGACAAGCUGUGGUCCAUUGCUCUUUCGAAAGUUUGCGAUGCGGCUCGUCACAGUAGACCUGAGGAUCGUCACUGUGCUGUGCAACUCGUUCUCGAUACCCUCCGUGCCGUCAAUAGACUUCCCAAGCCGUUCAUUGAUAACGUUCUGAAGGCGUGGCUCACCGACGAUGCCCUGCCAGCCCUGCUUGCGGCGUGUGAUGGAGUCGACACCAAAA